This is a messenger RNA of Puma concolor (puma), 2667 nucleotides long. It is a transcript of the gene HMGCR, whose product is annotated as 3-hydroxy-3-methylglutaryl-CoA reductase. Gene Ontology annotation, cellular component: peroxisomal membrane; endoplasmic reticulum membrane. Gene Ontology annotation, biological process: isoprenoid biosynthetic process; coenzyme A metabolic process; sterol biosynthetic process. The record is from RefSeq and is a predicted model, not a curated record. NCBI's taxonomy places the organism in Eukaryota, Metazoa, Chordata, Mammalia, Carnivora, Felidae. Gene Ontology annotation, molecular function: NADP binding; hydroxymethylglutaryl-CoA reductase (NADPH) activity; protein binding.
AUGUUGUCAAGACUUUUCCGAAUGCAUGGCCUUUUUGUGGCCUCCCAUCCCUGGGAAGUCAUAGUGGGGACGGUGACACUGACCAUCUGUAUGAUGUCCAUGAACAUGUUUACUGGUAACGAUAAGAUCUGUGGUUGGAAUUAUGAGUGUCCCAAGUUUGAAGAGGAUGUUUUAAGCAGUGACAUCAUAAUUCUGACGAUAACACGAUGCAUAGCGAUCCUGUAUAUUUACUUCCAGUUCCAGAAUUUACGUCAACUUGGAUCAAAAUAUAUUUUGGGUAUUGCUGGCCUCUUCACGAUUUUCUCAAGUUUCGUAUUCAGUACGGUUGUCAUUCAUUUCUUGGAUAAAGAAUUGACAGGCUUGAAUGAAGCUUUGCCCUUUUUCCUACUUUUGAUUGACCUUUCCAGAGCAAGUGCACUAGCAAAGUUUGCCCUCAGUUCCAACUCACAGGAUGAAGUGCGGGAAAAUAUCGCUCGUGGAAUGGCAAUUUUAGGUCCCACGUUCACCCUUGAUGCCCUUGUAGAAUGUCUUGUGAUUGGAGUUGGAACCAUGUCAGGGGUGCGUCAACUUGAGAUUAUGUGCUGCUUUGGCUGCAUGUCAGUUCUUGCCAACUACUUUGUGUUCAUGACUUUCUUCCCAGCUUGCGUUUCCUUGGUUUUAGAGCUUUCUCGGGAAAGCCGUGAGGGUCGUCCGAUUUGGCAGCUGAGCCAUUUUGCUCGAGUUUUAGAAGAAGAAGAAAAUAAGCCAAAUCCUGUUACUCAGAGAGUUAAGAUGAUUAUGUCUCUAGGCUUGGUUCUUGUUCAUGCGCACAGUCGCUGGAUAGCUGAUCCUUCGCCUCAAAACAGUACGGCAGAAAACUCUAAGGUUUCUUUAGGAUUGGAUGAAAGUGUGUCCAAGAGAAUUGAACCAAGUGUUUCCCUCUGGCAGUUUUAUCUCUCUAAAAUGAUCAGCAUGGAUAUUGAACAAGUUAUUACCCUUAGUUUAGCUCUCCUUCUGGCUGUCAAGUACAUCUUCUUUGAACAAGCUGAGACAGAAUCUACACUCUCAUUAAAAAACCCUAUCACAUCUCCUGUAGUGACCCCCAAAAAAGUCCCAGAUGAUUGUUGUAGACGUGAACCUGUACUGGUCAGAAAUAGCCAGAAAUUCCAUGCAGUGGAGGAAGAGACCAGGAUAAACAGAGAAAGAAAAGUUGAGGUCAUAAAACCUUUAGUGGCAGAAACUGACACCUCCAGCAGAGCUACAUUUGUGGUUGGUAACUCUUCCUUACUUGAUACUUCACUGGAACUAGAGGCACAGGAACCUGACAUUGAACUUCCCAUCGAGCCUCGGCCUAAUGAAGAAUGUCUACAGAUACUUGGGAAUGCAGAGAAAGGUGCAAAAUUCCUUAGUGAUGCUGAGAUCAUCCAAUUAGUUAAUGCUAAGCAUAUCCCAGCUUACAAGUUGGAAACUCUGAUGGAAACCCAUGAACGAGGUGUAUCUAUUCGCCGACAGUUACUGUCCAGAAAACUUCCAGAGCCUUCUUCUCUCCAGUAUCUACCUUACAGGAACUAUAAUUACUCCUUGGUGAUGGGAACUUGUUGUGAGAAUGUUAUUGGAUAUAUGCCCAUCCCUGUUGGGGUGGCAGGACCUCUGUGCUUGGAUGGAAAAGAAUACCAGGUGCCGAUGGCGACAACAGAAGGUUGUCUUGUGGCCAGCACUAACAGAGGCUGCAGAGCAAUAGGUCUUGGUGGAGGUGCCAGCAGCCGAAUCCUUGCAGAUGGGAUGACCCGUGGCCCAGUGGUGCGUCUCCCCCGUGCUUGUGACUCCGCAGAGGUGAAGGCCUGGCUGGAGACACCUGAAGGGUUCACAGUGAUAAAGGAGGCUUUUGACAGUACCAGCAGAUUUGCACGUUUACAGAAACUUCACAUGAGUAUGGCUGGUCGCAACCUUUAUAUCCGUUUCCAGUCCAGGUCAGGUGAUGCCAUGGGGAUGAACAUGAUUUCAAAGGGCACAGAGAAGGCACUUUCAAAACUUCAUGAGUAUUUCCCUGAAAUGCAGAUUCUAGCAGUCAGCGGUAACUAUUGUACUGACAAGAAACCUGCAGCUAUAAAUUGGAUAGAGGGAAGAGGGAAGUCUGUGGUUUGUGAAGCUGUCAUUCCAGCCAAGGUUGUCAGAGAAGUAUUAAAGACGACUACGGAAGCUAUGAUUGAGGUCAACAUUAAUAAGAAUCUGGUGGGCUCUGCCAUGGCCGGGAGCAUUGGAGGUUACAACGCCCAUGCGGCGAACAUCGUAACCGCCAUCUACAUUGCCUGUGGACAGGAUGCAGCACAGAAUGUUGGUAGUUCAAACUGUAUUACUUUGAUGGAAGCAAGCGGCCCCACGAAUGAAGAUCUGUAUAUCAGCUGCACCAUGCCGUCUAUAGAAAUAGGAACUGUGGGCGGUGGGACCAACCUGCUCCCUCAGCAAGCUUGUUUGCAGAUGCUAGGUGUUCAAGGAGCAUGCAAAGACAACCCUGGGGAAAAUGCCCGGCAGCUUGCCAGGAUCGUGUGCGGUACAGUAAUGGCCGGGGAAUUGUCACUGAUGGCAGCGUUGGCAGCCGGACAUCUUGUCAAAAGUCACAUGAUUCACAACAGGUCAAAGAUAAAUUUACAAGACCUCCAAGGAACUGGCACUAAGAACGCUGCUUGA